Cryptococcus deneoformans JEC21 is the source of this 488-nucleotide messenger RNA. RefSeq lists its product as hypothetical. Gene Ontology annotation, cellular component: heterotrimeric G-protein complex. Gene Ontology annotation, biological process: G protein-coupled receptor signaling pathway. Gene Ontology annotation, molecular function: G-protein beta-subunit binding. Lineage: Eukaryota; Fungi; Basidiomycota; Tremellomycetes; Tremellales; Cryptococcaceae. The transcript is spliced from 4 exons. The record is from RefSeq and is a predicted model, not a curated record. Bases 65 to 310 code for a protein of 81 amino acids.
CUAUAAUCCAUUCUGUUCUCUGGUUUCCCCAAGCAAAAGCCGCCACGCCCAUUAUUACACCAAAAUGUCCAUGCGCACAACAAAGGCAACAAUGACAGAGCUCAAACUUCGUAGACUGAUUGAACACAACCACCGCUUAAGGGAAGAACUUGCGAGGCCGAGGGUGACGGUUAGUGUCGCCAGUAUGAAUCUGAUCAACUAUUGUCGAGCGACCAAGGAUCCUUUGAUCCCUUCUGUCUGGGGACCUCUUCCUAAGAGUGAUGACCCAUAUGCACCACUUGAACAAGCUGUCUGCUGUUCCGUCAUGUGAAGGAUACGCCAUCGUGACGCCUUCCUGGACUGCGUUCGCUUCUCCAUACCCUCCAGUAAUAAAGAAUUCCCAUCCUGAAGCCGGUCCAUCGUAGACGUGUGUUGUUUGUUGGUCAUGUCUGGUUAUAUUACGAUGUAUGGGUAGUAUCUUCAAAGUAUUAUCUAUGCAGUAUGUCCGA